Molecule: messenger RNA, 1602 nt
Organism: Meleagris gallopavo (turkey)
Lineage: Eukaryota; Metazoa; Chordata; Aves; Galliformes; Phasianidae
Product: butyrophilin subfamily 1 member A1-like
Molecular function (GO): protein binding
Source: RefSeq, a predicted model, not a curated record
GGCAUGAUUUCCUCAGUGCUGAGACAGUGCUUCUGAGUCACUGGUUACUAAGAAAAGCGUUUUCAUUUGGAGAAAAGCAGAAAAGAAGGCUGAAAGUUUUCUCUGGAUUUGUUGGUCUCAACUGAAGUGGAACUUGACUAUUACUUAAAAGGAACAAAUGAUUUCUGCUUAUAGGAGAACAGUGAGUGACAUGGUGGAGAAGAUGAAAUCCUCACUGAGCAGAGUACUACCAACUUUCUGUAUCCUAUCAGGGAUUGGUGUAUUACGGAGGUUCAUUUACUCAUGGAAGAACAAACCUGUGCAUCAGUUUUCCCCUUCAGAUUAUGACAAACUGAGGACUGAAUUAGAACUUGUGAAACGACAACGCUACAAAGUUGAUGUCACCCUGAAUGCUGACACGGCUCAUCCCAGACUGGAAGUGUCUGAAGAUGAGAAGAGCAUGAAUGAUACCGGUGUGAUCAGACAGGUGCCCAGCAAGGAGGAGAGAUUUGAUUGUCACAUUUUUGUGUUGGCAAAGGAUGGAUACACAUCUGGGAGACAAUACUGGGAAGUGGAUGUUGGAAAGAGAAGAAACUGGAUGUUGGGUGUUGCUUCUGAGUCUGUGGCUCGUAAAGGGACCGUGACUGUAUCCCCAAAGAAUGGCUUUUGGGUCAUAGGGUUAGCAGAUGGGCAAGAGUAUUGGGCCCACACGGAUCCUUGGACUCGUUUGACAGUGAGUGGUAGACCACAGAAGAUUGGGAUCUUCCUGGACAUCUCUGCCAACAAGCUCUCAUUUUACAAUGUCAAAAAGAAAUUGGCUUUGUACACUUUUACCAAUCUUGGUGAUAGCAGACUGCAAAGGAAAUUUGUUCCCUUCUUCUCAACAGGUUCUGGUGUUUCAGUGCUUGACACUGAGCCAUUGAAAAUCGUGCAGGGGUUUGAUGAUGACUGGUUGUAUGACUAAAACACAGAGGUGAGACCAGACUGUAGUCAAAAAAAGCCCCUGAUUUUGUAUUUUUCCAAGAGAAACUGUCUACGCAUCCCAUUACUUUCAUGAGAUUGAAAGUAAAUAUUUCAGUAACUGUUUCCCUUUAUUUUAGAAAGCAUUCCAACAAUCCUGAGAGGGUACAUUUAGAAAGAAUAUAAAGAAGGAAUUCCUCACUGCGAUCAUAGAGAGUCAGUGGAAGACAAUACCCUGAAUAGCUGUGACUGCUCUAUCGACAGAAUUGCUCUAAGUGAGGUUUGAUAGGGUUUGAGCAACCUGCUCUAGAGGGGAGACGUCCAUUUCCAUGGCACAAAGGUUAGACAAGAUGAUCUGUAAGGGUCUCUUCCUAAUCAAAUUAUUCUAAGCAGGUAAAACUGUAAUAACAAGUAGAGCGUGGUGUGAAGGAAGAUCAUGAGAAGCAAUUUGUGGCAGAUUUUUUUGGCAGAAGCCCAGCAGCAGGCAUGGGAAAGUUAGGAGACAAAGAUAUUAUGCCACGCACACGAAAUAUAUUCUUUUGUAAUAUUGGAAGUUCAUGUUAACAUCUAUUAGAAUUUGAAUGAAUGCAAGUAUGGUAAUGUUACCGUAUAACUUUAUGUAAUCACAGUUUAAAUAGCAAUAAAUGAUCUCUUUUUCGCAGA